Molecule: messenger RNA, 645 nt
Organism: Thermothielavioides terrestris NRRL 8126
Lineage: Eukaryota; Fungi; Ascomycota; Sordariomycetes; Sordariales; Chaetomiaceae
Exons: 3
Coding region: 157-621 (154 amino acids)
Biological process (GO): protein insertion into mitochondrial inner membrane
Cellular component (GO): TIM22 mitochondrial import inner membrane insertion complex
Molecular function (GO): transmembrane protein transporter activity
Source: RefSeq, a predicted model, not a curated record
CGUCCCGGGCAUCCCUGGGGCGGGCGGGGCGCGCGCGGGCCCGGCCGCGCCGGGGUUUGAUCCGAAUGAUCCCAAUGUGAAAUGGGUGUGUAUUCCCACCUCCCCGCCCACCGCUGCUGUGGGCGGGUCGAACAAUUCGUGGAUCUCACCAACGCGAUGGAGUCGUGCUACGCGAAAACGGCGAUGAGCGGUGUGGCUGGGUUUGCGCUCGGCGGGUUGUUUGGCAUGUUCAUGGCCUCGAUGGCCUACGACACGCCCUUCCACACGCCCGGCGCGCCGGGCGGGGUCUCGGGCGUGCCCGGCUCGGCGGCCGCCACGACGGUGUCGUCGCUGCCGCUGCGCAAGCAGCUGGCGCACGGGUUCAAGGACAUGGGCGCGCGCUCGUGGAGCACGGCCAAGAACUUCGGCGCCGUCGGCGCCCUCUUCAGCGGCAUCGAGUGCGGCAUCGAGGGCCUCCGCGCCAAGAACGACAUGGCCAACGGCGUCGCGGCCGGCUGCCUCACCGGCGCCAUCCUGGCGCGCAACGGCGGGCCGCAGGCGGCCGCCGUCGGCUGUGCCGGCUUUGCCGCCUUCAGUGCCGCUAUUGAUGCGUGGAUGAGGAUGCCCAAGGACGAGGAUUGAGCGCGGAAGGGAAGAUGUGCGUGU